Physella acuta is the source of this 1510-nucleotide messenger RNA. RefSeq lists its product as uncharacterized. Lineage: Eukaryota; Metazoa; Mollusca; Gastropoda; Physidae. The record is from RefSeq and is a predicted model, not a curated record.
AAGCUCAGCCAACAUCAGACAUCACAAGCUCAGCCAACAUCAGACACAACAAAUGGGUGCCUAAUAUGUCACCAGGUCAAAUGUUAAUAAAAAAAUAAAGAAUUUAGUACAGAAAUCAGGGCAAUGCACACAAUGAUUUUAUAGUGGAAUUCUGAAGAUUACAGAAAGAAAAAUUCUAUACAUGGCUGAAACACAAACUGAACCAGGCUUUAUACCAGGACAUCAUGAAGCCGAGAUCUGCUAUGGAGGUGAAGCUGACUUACACAAGCACUAUACCGGCUGUAAGAAGAAUCCAGGUCAUGUCAACUUUAUACCUGUUAAUGAUUUCAACUUGGAUCAUCUCCCCUGGCUUUACCGUGACGUCAUCAUGAUGGAGGUAAUCAAAGCUUUGUCUGCCCUAACGGUCCUGAUAAAGGUCAAGUACACCAGUCUAGAGAGACCAAAGUCUGUUCCAUGCUUCAGUGGUCAGUAUCCAUUUUAUAACACCAGAGGAAGUGACGUGUUGAGGACAGGGACGGGGAGGGUGUAUCGUGUGGUCAAGUACACAGAGAGUGACAACAAGGGCAUUUGUCCAUGUGACAAGUGUCAACACUCUGACACACCCAGCAAAGUGUGGGGGGAGGUUUGUGUGUUGACAGCCACACACGUGGUGUUUGAUGACAGUGAGGCGAGACAGACCAGGUGUGUUGUAGGUUUUGAUGACAAUAAAAGUCCUGGGGUCAGUUUUGAUGGCUGGGGGGUGAGGAGGGCAGACAUUGAGGGAGACGGGUGUUUGUUUACAUGUGUGUCAUGUGACUUAGAGUUGGUUGUUGAACUGGACAAGAUGUGUAAGCACUUGGAUGAUCUACGUAGGAAAGUAAGGGACAAAUACGGGAGAUUUGAUAAUGUGGACAAGUUGACCGUUAUAGUGUCACAUCCUCAUGGCUGUCCUAAACAGGUCUCUGUAGGACGAUGGACACGCAAACAUGAGAGGGAUGGUUGGCACAAGUACACGUACACAACAUGUACAUGUCCUGGCUCCAGUGGUGCACAUGUCUACAUGCCGGGAUAUGGCAGGUGGUAUUGCCGUCCCCACAGUGGAUCAAACUCUGAAGGAAAUUAUUGUGGGGUGUUGUUGUAUUGAUCCAUCUGUAACCAUUGGUUCUCUCCCCUUGUCUAAUGUAACUGUUGGUUCUCUCCCCUUGUCUAAUGUAACUGUUGGUUCUCUCCCCUUGUCUAAUGUAAACAAACAAAAUGGCGGCUCCCUUAAUUAAACUUGUGUGUGUCAAGACUUGAAUGUCUUCAUCAGCAACUUUGUAUUCUGGUGAAGACAAGAAAUAAAUUGUUUAGUUCCUUUCAGUCAUUUGUUUAGAGUUGUUAGACACAUAAACAAAAUUAUAAACAAAUGUUAAUUGCUGCAAACGUGUAUUUUGUUGCUUAUUAAUUAAUCAUUAAAAUUAAUCUGUAUGAACUUUGUAUAUUUCAUUUGUACAUUUUUCUUUCAAUAAUUAAUUAACUGUUUGUAUUGAUG